Molecule: messenger RNA, 495 nt
Organism: Lottia gigantea (owl limpet)
Lineage: Eukaryota; Metazoa; Mollusca; Gastropoda; Lottiidae
Exons: 3
Coding region: 1-495 (164 amino acids)
Source: RefSeq, a predicted model, not a curated record
AUGAAGAACUGGUUAGGGCUUCACAGGAGUGAUUGGGGGAGUGAUUCCAACAAAAGAUCAAAAUUAACAAAUUUAGGCAAUACUGAGAGGAAAUUCGGUCAAACUGUAACUGAAAGUGACUUGAAAGCGUUUGAGAGCACACGAUUACCAGCAAGUACUGUGGCGAAAAGUAAAUGGGCAAUGGAAGCUUUUGUUAAUUGGCAUAAUUAUCGUCGCAAUAUGUUGUUAGAACCAGAUGGUGAAUCGUUCGAUUCAGAUGUGUUGAAAAUGUCGAAUGAGACUCUAAAUAACGCCCUUCGUCAUUUCAUCGUCGAAAUAAGAAAACAAGAUGACGAAGAGUAUAGAGGCCAAACUUAUUGUGGCAAUCCAAUAUCACCUUCCAGGACAACCAAAUUACCCACUUCACAAACCUGGUAUAACAGUACACCAAUAGGUGUUCACACGCUACAGAAACACCGCGCUGGAUUAAACGCGGCUUCACAACGCAGGAAUUGA